AUGGCCAAGUCGACAGUACCAAGUAAUCAAAAAUCCGACCUCCCUUCACAUAUUCUUUAUCAAAAUUCAAGCAAAACUGUCACUUUAAUUGAUAUCCCACGAUCAAUCGAAGAUGCUCAAUUACUAUCCACCGAACAAUACACUACUAGUCCGAAGACUGCGAAGAGGUUGAUAUCUUGUAAACCAAUAGAUACGCCCUAUCCAUCACUUGAACCCAAAUCUGCAAAAGCUCUUAGGAAUGCUCCAGGAAAAAGUAUUGAAGAAUUGAUGUUGGAGCGUUAUGUUCAACUUGCGCUUGAUGAGAUGAUGGAGGAUGAGAGAUGGGAAGGGAAAGUUUGUUUAGAGAGGAUUUGGGGAGAGAAUGAGGAAUCUAAAAGGAAAAGAAAAUCAGCUCCAGAAGAAGCAGAGAAAUCUCAGCAAAGCGUCAUCAAGGUUGAAAAUGUCUACAAGCUUCCAAAACGCGUUGAGAUUGAUGGGGUUUCGGGGAUAAUGCCACCUAAAUCUACAAUGAUACAUGGCAAUAUACUUGAAAGGAACCUUUCUUCCAAUAUAGAAAUACAUGAAGAUUUUCCAAAAUUCCAUGUAAUAAUUGCCGAUCCACCUUGGCCUAAUCGAUCUGCUUUACGAAAAGAUUCUUAUGAUAUUGCUUCGGGAUUUGGAGGAAUAGAGAGUUUAUUGAGAUCCCUACCAUGUCAUCAGGUAGAACACAAUGGCUACGUUGGAAUAUGGAUAACUAAUAAACCCGCUUUCCGCUCAAUGCUCUUAGACGAAGGAGGGUUGUUCGAUCAUUGGGGUCUUGAAUUAAUUGAAGAAUGGAUUUGGCUUAAAGUUACAUCAAAUAGUGAACCGAUGUGUGAGAUUUCAGGAACUUGGAGGAAACCAUGGGAGAUUUUACUUGUGGGACGGAAGAAGGAGGAGAGAGUGUGUGUUGAUGUAGGAGACUCUGGAUUCAAGAAGUCUGUUGGGAAUGAGGAAUUGAAUAUUAAGAAAGAAUAUGAAAUCGAAGGAUCAUAUCAACCUUCAUCUUCACCCUCACGAGCCUCACCAACUCCAACUCCAUCUCAAUCUGAAAACUCAAACUUCUCCAUAAAACGAAGGAUUAUAAUUGGAGUUCCUGAUUUACACUCACGAAAACCUAAUCUGAGGUUUCUUUUUGGUCAACUACUAGGGUUGCAAGAAUAUAGGGGGUUGGAAAUCUUCGCGAGGAAUCUUACGGCUGGGUGGUGGGGGUGGGGAAAUGAAGUUUUGAAAUUUCAAGAUGAUGGGGCUUGGGUUGAGGAAGGCUGUAAUGAUGUUGUUGAUGAAGUAGUUGAUGAGGUAUUGAAAGUGAAGAAUGGACCGGAUAAGGAGGAUGAGAAGAGUGACGAGGUGUGA
Botrytis deweyae is the source of this 1374-nucleotide messenger RNA. RefSeq lists its product as uncharacterized. Lineage: Eukaryota; Fungi; Ascomycota; Leotiomycetes; Helotiales; Sclerotiniaceae. The record is from RefSeq and is a predicted model, not a curated record. The transcript has 3 exons. Gene Ontology annotation, cellular component: RNA N6-methyladenosine methyltransferase complex; nucleus. The coding region runs from base 1 to 1374 and encodes 457 amino acids. Gene Ontology annotation, molecular function: methyltransferase activity; nucleic acid binding.